AUGGCUACUCCAUAUGAUCUUAUAAGUCUUGACAUUUUAGAAGUUGACCCUCAGAAUGUUUUAGUGAUUUUAUCUCUAUAUAAUGAUGAUGAUCAUAUGGAAUUAAAAUUAAAAUUAACUUAUAGGCAGAUGGUUAGAUCUGCAAGAUUACAUCAGUGUAUUUCUAUUUUAACUUAUGCAUACUAUUUAGAAAUGUUAAUUGAUUCACAUAAAAUUCUUAAAGAUAUUAUUAGAAAAACAGUUACACCUUAUUAUCGAAGAGCAGCUGAAAAUAAAAGAGAAGAAUAUUUAGUUAAUGUAUCCUUCAAAUAUUUAUGA
Molecule: messenger RNA, 318 nt
Organism: Funneliformis caledonium
Lineage: Eukaryota; Fungi; Glomeromycota; Glomeromycetes; Glomerales; Glomeraceae
Source: the annotation of a GenBank genome assembly